AAUCGCUUCUCCUGAAACUUCCACAAUGUUGCAAAUCGCUUCUCCCAAAACAUCCACAAAUGUGCAAAGCUCAAUAGUACAACGAAGUGGGAACUCAGAUGUUCGGCAGAAUGUGACGAAAUCUGAAAAAUCGCCUUUUCUCCGAACAUCUGAGUUGCCAUUUUGUUGUACUUUUGUGCGCUGCAACAUUGUUGAAGUUUGAGCGGAGCCAUUUGCAACAUUAAUAAACCAGGAAAUAUCACAAAUAUGGGGCGAACUUAUAGGGAAAUAUCACAGAAAUGAGGGGAAAUUAUAAGGAAAUAUACCAGGAAAUAAAGGGAAACUUAAAAGAAAUAUACCAAGAAAUGGAGGGAAAUUAAUGGGAAAUAUACCAGGAAAUGGAGGGAAAUUAAUGAGAAAUAUGUAAGGAAAUUGUGGGAAAUUAAAGGGAAAAGGUAUAAGGAAAUUAAGGCAAUUUAAGGGGAAAUAUGCCGAGAAAUGGAGGGUAAUGAAAGGGAAAUGUAUAAGGAAAUGAAGGCAAUUUAAGGGAAAAUAUACCAGGAAAUGGAGGGAAAUUAAUGGGAAAUAUACCAGGAUGUGGAGGGAAAUUAAAGAGACAUAUGUAAGGAAAUGUAGGGAAAUUAAGGGAAAAUAUACUAGGAAGUAACAUAACUAAUAUAACCUAUGAGGCACUCCUGAUAAGUCAGCCGUGGAAGGAUGGUGUAGAUAAAUAACUCUGCAGUAUUCAGAAUAAAGCCAACGUACUUUAUUAUAAAACUCCUUAACUUUCUUACUACUCUCAACAACGGUUCACAAAGCUCUGGACUUCCCGGCAAUGCCCGCGCAGAGCGUACUCCCCUUUCACAAUUCCGAGAGGAAAGCGAAGGAGUGGGGUUAAAGCGUUAAGGCGCGUCCCAACAAUUGUUGCACCAGUGGCGCCAUCCAUAAGAAAACGCCCAAGUUUGUAGUGGUGAUAGUUCCAAUUGUUCUCGGUAGAUGGUGAUGUGGGUUGGUACUGGUGGCGCCAUCGGUGUGGAAUCGUUGAAGUUUGCAGUGAAAAUGGUUCGCACUAUUGUUUCUAGAUGGCGCCGCCAUAAAGUUACUAUAGCGCCAUAUUUAAGAGGUUUGUGUCAUAGGCAUAUGAAACUAUUUUCAUAUGCCUAUAGGUUUGUAUAUGCUAUUUAAAAUUAUUUGAACGAUCAGUUUAGGAUGUCGUCAAACUGAUAUAAUAAUGAACCGAGUAAUUAAUAAGAAUUAUAUGUAUAACUUGGAAUUACAGUCACUUCAUUAUUGGUAUAAGCGUGUUGUAUCCCAGAAUCCGUCGAUUAAAUAUAACAAUAUACUUAAAAUUAUGAAAGAUUCAAUUUACGAGGCUGAUAUUAUAAUUACCAAUACUCAAAACAUUACAAGGUAAGUAAUAUAAGUUUUAAUUAUAUAUGAUAAUCAAGAUUAGAACUCAUUAGAACUAUUACGCAGUGCUAUUCAAAGGCAGCAUAUUGCUUUUCAUGAUAGAAUAAUUUUAAAAAAUAUUUUUGAGCAUUGGAAAAUAUAUGUUAUACAUAAGUUACAUACAAGAAGGGCCAUGUACAAAGCAGAUUUCUUUUAUCGCACGCAACUACAAAAAAAAGUUUUUAAUACAUUAUCAAAAAAUGUAUUAUUAAAAUGGAAACACAUUGUUUCAUCUAUGUAUAAUUGUACCAAUAAAUUUACAAUUUCUGUAAAUGAUGUAAAAGCCGAUGCUCGUAACACGAAACUGUUAUUGAAACAAUAUUUCACAUACUGGUGCAAAUAUGUUACAAUUAAACAUAGAAAAAGAACAUUACUUGAAGAAGCUAUUGCACAUCAUAACUUGUAUUGUUUGAAAAAAUAUAUAGCAAACUGGAAGAUGUACACAAUAAAGCAAAAGAAAAAGAAAGUUCUACAAGAUAAAAUAGACAAAGUAAUGUCAAUUAUUACUUCAUGCUUGUAAUAUAAUUGUUUACUUUUUGAUAUAUAAAAUAAAUAAUCCUUAAUUUAGGCACGCGAAUUUUAUACAAAAUGUAUCUUGCGAAAAUAUAUCAAAGUUUGGAUUCGUAUUUGUGAAUUUACAUUUCAAAAGUUUAAGAUACAAAGUGCAAUUCUACAUUACGAAAAUAGAUUGCUAAAGAAAUAUUUGAGAACUUGGAAAGUGUAUCAUGAUCUUAAAAUACAAAAAUUAAAUAUGAAAGAAUAUGUUCAACAAUAUACUGAAAAAAAAUUGUUGAAACAGUAUUUUGAACUAUUUGUUAUGGUAAGAUUUUUAUAAAAUCGAUUGAUAUGUUAUGUUUCUGUUUACUUCUAUUAAAUAUUAAUUACUUUUAUGAUAGCGUGUAAACGAGUCUAUUAUUGAUAGAAGAAAAAAAAUGUUUUUAAUACAAAAUUUUUAUGACAAGAAAUUGAAAAUGAAGUGUUUAAGAAAACUUUAUAGCUAUGCCGUUUAUAAAAAAGAAAAGAAGAUAAAAUUAUCUUAUUUACACGAUAAAAGUGAGGCGAUUAUUCGACAGUUGCAAAUCAUCUAUUUGGAAAAAUGGAGAAGCGCACUUUAUUUUACUGUGCAAGAAAAGAGAAAAUUGCACCAGGCCAUCAAAUUUUGGGAAUUAAAUCUGACUCAUAAAUAUUUUUCGUAUUGGAAAGAAUUUUCUCAACAGUACAAAAUAAAAACAGUUCGUAAGGAGAAGUUGGACGAGCUCGCUUCUGGCUUUCUAUUGAAAGGAUGUAUUUCGCAUUGGCAUGCGAAAUUACAACUACUUCUUGAAGUACGUAAAAAAGAAAUGUACGUAAUUUGGGUAAGAGAGCAUAAGAUUAUGAAAAAAUGUUUAUCGUCUUGGAAAGAGUACGUUAUACGAAAAAUGAAGGUAAAGAAUGAUAUCGAAGCAGCAAAAAAACUACAUAACCAAUUUUUCUUACGCGACGGAUUGAAAGAAAUUUUAAGAAAUUCUCUACGCAAUAUUGAUUAUCAAUAUAAUAUGCAAGUAGAAAACGCAGCAAUGAGAUCUCUUGAAAAUUAUGAAAUUUUAAAAGAAUACUUUGAUAAGUGGUACACCAUGAUUUAUUUAAAGUAUACCUCGACGUUGUUACACGAAGUUGCAAUAAACGAUUUCCAAUUUGCACACUCUCAAACAUCGUGUAACAACAUACUUGAUAGCGUCAAAAACACGUGGUUAGUUUUACCAGAAUAUAUGAAAAAAAAGUCUUUCUAA
Molecule: messenger RNA, 3197 nt
Organism: Hylaeus volcanicus
Lineage: Eukaryota; Metazoa; Arthropoda; Insecta; Hymenoptera; Colletidae
Exons: 1
Coding region: 2361-3197 (278 amino acids)
Source: RefSeq, a predicted model, not a curated record